AUAAGGCAGGCACGGACGAGUCAGUAGGUAGAAGAAGGACGCGGACGCGAGAUCUAGAGGACAUAGACCUUAUUCUGUCGACUGUGCAACAGAACAGCUGACUAUCAGCUGAUAUGGCUGUGUUUACUUUAGCCGUUUUAAUUAUUUUGGGGUUAGGUUUGAAAAUCAUCUCUGGCGGGCAAUUUGCAAGCACAGCAUUAGCAUUAUCGUCAUCUCUUCAAACAGAAAUUGAAGAAAAAUACCCAAGUAUUCAUGUUGGCAAAAGAGCAGCAUCUAUGGGAGCAAUUAUUCUUGAAAGGAUACAUCGGAGACAAGAAUGGGUUCAAGAAAGAAGACGAUCGCGGAAGGAAAUAUGUUAUGACAUAGUCGGCUGUUUUGCAAGAGCAAAGACAACAUCUCCACUCAAAAAGAACCCUCAAUCUCCUGAUGAUGUGGAUACAAAGUUUCUGUUGUUUACCAGAACCACAGCCGUUCCUAUGGAGCCUGAGGAGUUGACGUACGGUGACAAGCGGCAAUCAAUCGUCAACUCUUCCUUCGACGCUAGUAAACCCACCAAGAUUGUGGCUCAUGGCUUCAAAGGCAACACCAAACACAAAGCUGCACGCAACUAUGUCACCAUGUUCUUGAAAAUGGAGGAUUGCAAUGUGAUCAUGGUGGAUUGGCAGAAAGGUGCUGCAGGCCCAUCAUACCCCAUUGCUGCUGCCAACACACAGCUGAUUGGUCGACAGCUGGCCCUGUUGCUGGCAGACAUUGUGUCUCUAGGAGCAGACCCUGCGUCUAUACACAUCAUAGGGUUCAGUCUGGGAGCUCAUGUAGCUGGGUUUGCAGGACGUGCCGUGCAACAACGGGGAAUACACAUCGGAAGGAUUUCUGGUUUGGACCCUGCCUCUCCGUUGUUUCGACAAUCGACGGGAGCGUCAUUUCCUCCUCUUAACCGAGACGAUGCCAGCUUUGUGGACAUCAUUCACACAGACGCUGCUAAACUUUGGCCUGACGGCUUCGGUCUCUAUAGCCCUUUAGGACACGUAGACUACUUCCCCAACGGAGGCCAGAACCAGCCGGGCUGUGCUUUUGUCAGAGCUUCACUGAUAGUCAGCCACUUUGAAGGUCAUGUAAACUCGAGUGUCGUCUGCAAUCACGCCAGAGCUCAUCAGCUGUUCCUGGAGAGUAUUACCACAGAAGGUUGUCAGUUCUCAGCCUUCCGCUGCCCAGGAGGCCCUGAUGCUUUCCAACAUGCAGAGUGUUUCCCUACCAGAUGUGAUGUCAACACUACAGGUCCAGGUUGUGGCAUCAUGGGCUACCGAGCAGACAAAACAGUGGCACGAGGGCCUUUAUUCCUUGUCACUAGAGACUCCCCUCCAUUCUGUGGGGAGCAACUCCACGCUACAGUGAAGGUCUCACAGAGGACCUCUGCAAUGAGAGGAUACUUCCAGUUAUCUGUCAGACAUGGAAAUGAGAACACAGCUUUUGAGCUGUACUGUGAGUUGAAGGACGCUAUCCAAGGAGGGUUGGAGCUACACAGUGUAGCUGCUGCCAAGUACAACACCAUUUCCCCCAGUGAGACUCCUGUGCUGCAAGCCCACCUCAGCUACAGGUCCUUGGAGUUCCAGAACCCGGAUGCCCCAGAGACUGCAGUCGGGGACAAAGUUUACAUCGACACCAUUUCAGUCGCUGACCUGCACGGCAACAGGUGGUACUACUGUGGCUUGAACACUGUCCUAGAAAACAAGGACGGCUCAUCUUUCGUCACGGUUUUGGUUCCUUUGAGCCUCAAGAAAUGUGUUGUGUAGCAAUUUGCUUCCUGAUGUUAAAUUUUAAAGAGUGGAAACGUUACUUUAGGCGUUGGUCUUCUUAACAGGAUUUACCAUGGAUAAAAUUAAUGUCUGCCAAGGGUAAAAACACAUAGCAUUGAGUGGCUAUGAUUAUUAAAAAAUAAAAAUAAAUUACUAUAGUGUAAAAAAAAACUUAUAAAAACUUAUUUUGCUAUCCCAUUCCAUUAUUUUGCACUUUCCCUUGCACAUUAAUUCUUCCUUUAUCAGCCUGAAUACUAACUUUUUUAAGUGUAGAAAGAUAUAAGCUUAGAGAUCCAUUCAGGUCCCUUUUUUGGAGGAAUAAUUGCCCUCUGUAAUUGACUGAUAUCUACAGGCUAGACUCUAAACUAUGUUGAUGAUUCGAGAUUGAUUCAGAAACUGUUG
Molecule: messenger RNA, 2195 nt
Organism: Macrosteles quadrilineatus (aster leafhopper)
Lineage: Eukaryota; Metazoa; Arthropoda; Insecta; Hemiptera; Cicadellidae
Product: pancreatic lipase-related protein 2-like
Exons: 10
Coding region: 114-1790 (558 amino acids)
Biological process (GO): lipid metabolic process
Molecular function (GO): lipase activity
Source: RefSeq, a predicted model, not a curated record